This is a messenger RNA of Photinus pyralis (common eastern firefly), 3610 nucleotides long. RefSeq lists its product as uncharacterized. The coding region runs from base 550 to 3477 and encodes 975 amino acids. The record is from RefSeq and is a predicted model, not a curated record. Gene Ontology annotation, molecular function: ubiquitin-protein transferase activity. The transcript has 10 exons. Gene Ontology annotation, biological process: protein polyubiquitination; proteasome-mediated ubiquitin-dependent protein catabolic process; positive regulation of protein catabolic process. NCBI's taxonomy places the organism in Eukaryota, Metazoa, Arthropoda, Insecta, Coleoptera, Lampyridae.
CUCGAUUUAAGCGAAUGAAUCCAUACACACUAUGCACAAAUUGCUGGCGAAUCGCACAUUUUGAAUUGCGAAUACACGCAUAGUCUGUAGCCACCUUAAUGCCUAUUGUAUAACACGUCUAUUCACUAACUUUCGUUUGUGAACGAUUUUGUGGGCUAUCAAAAGAGUUUGAACGAAACUGAACAAAGGGCAGAAAAACGUUAUUUACUAACUUUUUUGUUUAGAUAUCAAUUUUAAGGUUUAUUUGUGAACAAAAAUGAAGACAGAUUUUGUUCAAAGUUUCAUGGCGAAUGUUUGUUAUAAAAUUAGAGGAUGUUUGCCAUUUGUAAACGAAUUCAAUAAUCCAGAUAUCACUGAUCUUUAUUUUAUUCUAAUUUUAGAUGGCUACCAGCAUUUGUCGUGAAACGCAGCACAGAAAGCAUUUGUCGUUAAAAGCAGCUGUUGUCGUAUGUAAAUAGCGUUUGUCAUUACAACUAGCGAUCAUUGUCAGCAUUAGUAAAGAGGCACAUUAAGGAAGUUACCUAUUUGAAUCUACUUUUGAAGGAAAAAAUGCCAAGAAGUCCACUGAGUAUUGAUGGUUACCAAUAUAAGCUGAAUAGAGUGUACAACAAUUUGAGGUAUUACAUGUGUACAAAGUGUGCUCUUCCUUGCUUUGCAAGGGGUGUUUUGAAGCCUGAUGGGAAUUUUUCGCUUUCUGUUUCUCAUAAUCAUCCUCAGGAUUUUGCUGAAAAUCAAUUAUUUUACUUCCGGCGAGAGUUAAGACAGUCUGUGGGUAGGAGUACUAGCUCUUGUAAAGAUAUUUACGAAAGUAUUCGUUUAUUAUAUCCUGAAGCGGCUAAUUUACUGCCAUUUACUGCUGUUGAAUCAGCUAUGUUUAAGUGGAGAAGAACUUGUAGACCCCCAUAUCCUAACACUUUGCAAGAAUAUUAUGACUUGCUAAUAUCAGAAAAGUGGUGUAAUCGAUUGACAUACGAUCGUGGCGCUCUUCAAUGCUACUUCUUAAAGCCUUCAGAAAAUGUUGAAAUAUUGUUGUUUUACAAUCCCACUUAUGUUGAGCCUUUAUUAUCAAAUUGUGAAAUGAACGUUGAUGCAACAUUCAAAUGUGUGCCAUGCAAUGUUGGACUUUCAACGCGCAGUGCGCAGUGUUUUACCAUAAUGGUGACAAUACAUAAUCAUUCGAUACCAUGUAUCUGGGCACUCAUGAGCAAACGUACUGCUGAAGCGUAUGUAACACUGUUUCAACAUUUAAAAAGUAAUUUCCCCAGCAUGACCGCUACACAAAUAAUGUGUGACUAUGAAAGAGCAUUAUAUCAAUCGUUGAUGGAGAUUUUUCCUGAGUCUGAAAUUCAUGGAUGCUUUUUUCAUUUUUGCCAGGCAAUUUAUCGUCAAUCAAAAAAGUUAGGAUUGGGAUCGCUAGUGACUCAAAAUGAACAUGCUCAAUUUGUAUUAAGGAAAAUAAUGGCAUUAGCGUUAUUACCAUGUGAUAUGGCCGUAGAAGGAUUUAAUUUAAUUAAAUCUGAAGCCCCUGACGAUAUUCGUAAUGCAUUUAGUAAUUUUUUUACUUAUGUGGAAUCCACUUGGUUGGAAGGGGUUACACCACAACUUUUUAGUGUGUUCAAUUUAGUUAGACGGACUAAUAAUGCAGUUGAAGCAUAUCAUCGAGUUCUAAAUCAGAAGUUUGGUGUUCAUCCAAAUGUGUGGGCUUUUACAGAGCACCUGGUACAACUUCAAUCAAAAUCACACAAUGAUGUAAUAAUUCUUCACUCUGGUCAAAGGGUAACUAGACUGCCUAAAGUUAGAUACCUACUAAAUGCUGCCAAUAUUUCACGAGCGUGGCGUGAACUGCAAAAUCAACAAAUAUCAUUGUCUGAAUUCUUAGAAAACGCUAAGUACUUUGUCAGUUCACUAGUUCGAACAUUGUUAAGUAAUGAUAAUAGCAGACAUAAUGAUGAUUUAAAUGAUGUACUUCUCAUUGACGGUGCACGCAUAGUCGAAACAAGAAUAGAGAACGCUAUUGUGGAUACAAUGAGAACUGCAAAUGUUAACAAUGCAUCGGAAAGUAACUCAAGAGAUGACAAUUUACAUACAAAUCGACCUACAACACGAUUAAGAACAGCUACAAUUGCAAAUAAUGAAUCUGAAACUAUUAGUUUAAGUAAUACCAAUCGUUCUAGGCGAACACGUCCUAGUAGACCUCUCACACGCAGGGUUAGUCAACGUAGAACGCGACGCAGGACUAGUGUUUCAACUUUAGUCAGCAAUAAUGGCAAUGCUGAUACCUCAACUUUUGCACAAACAACAGUUCAGGCCAGUGUCACAAGAGUUACACCAGAGGAAGAUGCGGAAAUUAUGGAGUUUGUCGAUCGAGUUUUACGUGAAAAUUCUGUUCAGGUUACAGAAUUACAUACUGAGAAUACAGAGUUAUUGGACAACUUCAUUGCUGAUUUACCACAAGGUUCGGCACUUACCUUAGAGUUAGACAGAUCCAGUGUUGUAAAAGAUAUGUUUUCAUUCUACUCAGACCCUAUGGUUACAUUAAAAAGUUUAAACAUUGUGUUCAAAGGAGAGUUGGGGUCAGAUUUUGGUGGAUUAACUAAAGAAGCAUUCACCAUUUUUUGGAAUGAAGUAGUAAUCGACUACUUUCGAGGUGAAGAUGUAAUUAUUCCGUUCCUUCCCUUGCAUCGCAUUCGAAGAGAUAAAAUGAACUUUAAAUUGAUAGGUCGUAUUCUAACUCACAUGUUUAUACUUACCAAAAGCUUACCUACAAAAUUGCCUUUAUGUGUCUAUUUACUAUUGCUGAACAAUGAAGAAAUUUCAGAUGAAAUUAUCAUGAACGAUUUUAAGCUAUUUGUAACUAAGGCUGAAUCAACUCUUAUUUCGAAAGCAAUUUCAUCAUUUUCUCAGUUAUCAACAGUUGAGUUGUACCGCUUGCAAGAAUUUUAUUCAUCCUAUGGGAUGUACGAUAUACCCCGUGAAGACCAAAUACAAGAGCAAAUCUUAACACUUGCAACUGAUAUUUUAAUUAGCAAACCUAAAGACUUUAUUACCAUAAUGCGCAGUGGAAUUCUAGAUACUCAUUUAACUACAGUAUGGAAUGUAAUGACUGUUGAAGAGUUGUCUACUAUAUUAAAUCAGUUGAAACCGUCUCCUCAAAAAGUUGUUGAUUGCAUUGUUCAAAGGGAGCAGGAAUUAACAAAUGACCAAUCACGAGUGUUCUAUUACUUACAACAGUUUGUUUUAUCAUUGAGCGACUCUGAUUUGCAAAAAUUUUUGUUAUUUGUGACUGGUUCUAUUCACCUUCCAUCUUCAAUUUUAGUAACUUUUAAUAAUUUAAAUGGUUUAAAUCGUAGACCUAUUGCACAUACGUGCAGCAAUUUAAUAGAAAUUUCAUCUUCAUACUCGUAUUAUCAAGAAUUCACUCGCGAAAUGAAGCAAUACUUGGCUCACGAUUUUUCAUAUGAAUACUCUCAAAUUUAAUCUUUCAAUUUAUUGUUACAUAUUUCACAUUUGUUUAGGGUUCUACUAGAUGCUUUUAUUAUCAAUCUGUGCUUUACAAUUGUUUGUAUGAUUGUUUUGCUUAUGUAUAUUAAAAUAAAUAUAUUAAGUUCUA